AAUAUUGUUUCUUAUGAGCGGUGGUGCUGGUGGUGGAGUGGGUGUGCCUCAAGGGAGCUCAAACAAGUUCUUGUGUUCCGUAACCAAACAAAUGAAGUAAACAAAAUGAAACGUCCAGAGAUCUCAGCAUCAUAUAAGGUAACUUCAGCACCCCCGAAUUCUUCUAAAAAGAGAAAGUCAACAUCGGAUGUUUGGAACCACUUCAUAAAGGAAACAGAUCAAAAUGGGAAGGUUCAGGCCAAAUGUAAACAUUGUGGGAAGUGCUUUUCAGGGUUAAGCAAAGACGGGACCACACACUUGAAAAAUCACUUGAAUUCCUCAAAAUGUAAAAGAUCACAAAAAGAAACUGGUGGUUCAGAAAAUCCAACUGUCACCAAUGGGAAUUUUGUGUUUGAUGAAGAAAGGAGUGGCUUGGAUUUGGUAAGAAUGAUUAUUAAGAAUGGAUAUCCGUUGAAUAUGGUUGAGCAUGAGGAAUUUAUAAUUUUUAUGAAGAAUUUGCAACCAACGUUCAAACUUCCUUCACAAGACACUUUAAAGGAUAAGAUUCUUCGUUUCUACAGAGAAGAAAAGGAAAAACUCCGCAAACAGUUUGAUAAGGUCUUGAGCUUCAGUUUAAUACUUAAUUUUUGGACAGAUUGUGGAAAAAAAAGCAAGUAUUGUUCUUUUACUUUGCAAUUUAUUGAAGAUGGUCCAAAACUGAAGAAGAAGAAUAUUGCCAUAAAAAAUGUGGAGUACAAUUAUACAGGAGAAACCCUUUUUGAGAUAGUAAAAGGUGUGCUUCUGGAGUGGAACAUUGACAAGAAAUUGGCUUCUAUAACCGUUGAAAGUUCUUAUGCAAAUAAUCAAAUGGUAAAAAUCUUAGAUAGAUGGCUUGGUGAUCAAGGUAAUUGCAAUCCUUUCAGAAAGCAAAUAUUUCACAUCCCUUGCAUUACACAUGUAAUAAAUCUCCUUGUUAAGGUUGGAUUGGAUGAGAUAGAUUAUAUUCUUCAUAAGAUAAGGAAGGAUAUCAAAUACAUGAGUGUAACAACAAUUGGAAAACAAAAGUUUGAAGAGGUUGUAAAGAAAUUAAAUUUAGGAGGCAAGGACAUUACUUCAGAAGGUGUUCCUGUAAGGUGGGAUUCCACCUUUUUCAUGCUUCGAAUUGCAUUGGAGUUAAGAAGGCAGGGGGACGCAUUUGUUGACCAACAGAGUAGUGAUUGUGUCUUCCCUAUGAAUUUAUCUGUGGAGGAAUGGGAUAAGGCAAAAGUCGCGCACAAAUGUUUGACUGUUUUCUAUGAUGCCAUAUGCAGUUUUUUUGGAAGCAAAUGUCUUAGUACAAAUGUGUAUUUUUGUAAGAUUUUUGAUAUUUAUGGUAGUUUGAAUCAAUGGCAAGGAAGUGACAUUACAUAUAAGAUGAUACAGAAAUUGGAUUGCUACUUUGAAGACAUAUGUUAUGUUUGCGCAAUUGUAGCAGUUUUUGACCCACGAACAAAAUUGGACUUUGUGGAGGACUUUGAGGACACUUCCGAGCAUCGGAUAACGCUUGGCUAUAUGUUUGAUUUAUAUGCCGAAAACCUUACGAGUCAGAGGUCAUCUUCUUCCUUCAUUAAUAAUGAUAAUAGCUCUUCCUCAGAUGGUGAUGAUCCUUGCAAUAUACUAGAUUAUUGGAAAAAAUCGAAAAGACAGAGAACAGAACUCGAAAAAUAUUUACAAGGGCCUCUUCAACCUGAUGAAGAAUUUGACAUACUGGGUUGGUGGCAUACCAAGAGUCAAGAUUCUCCAACUCUUUGGACGAUGGCUCGUGAUAUCUUGGCAAUUCCAAUGUCAACCUCUACAUCAAAUUCUGCUUUCUGUAUUGAAACAAUGACACUCGAUCCAAUCUUCAAUGAUUUGGAUCCUGACAUUAUAGAGGCAUUGUUUUGUGGGAAGGACUGGUUGGACAAUCUUAUAAGGAUCACAUCUAACAAGGACAAUGACCGCUCUAUUGCCAAUCCAAUACCCAUGCUUGAAAAUCCUGGUUCAACUUCCGGUCCCGAGCCACUUCAAACUGGUGAUACUUUACAUGUUUGGUCGGGGACUUUGGAACCUCAAGAGAAACACGAUCUCUCUAAUGUUGACAAGGAACUCAUGCUUGCAAAUUGUAGUGCAACUUUGUGUCCUGAGCCAAUUCCACUUCCAACUAAGGAAUUUGGACUGGUUGAUGAGGAGAUUAUGAAUGUGUUCGAACCAUAUACUGAAAUUGAGAAGAUCAUAUGUAAUUACAUUUUCAAUGAGGAUUUAGAUGGGAGGGAAGUUCUUGUUGACAUGAAAUAUGAGUUUGGUGAACGUGCGGCUUUCAAUGCCUUGCUCCCUAACCAAUGGAUAACUGAUGAGAUUAUUAACUUGGUCAUUUGCAAAAUGACGAAAGAGAAAAGGUUUUCAAAAAUACAUGUAUGGUAUUUGCCAACGCGUUUUUCACAAAGAAUGAUGUAUGAAGAUGGCAAUCCCACACUUUCAUGGUUUAAAAAGUCAUUUAGGGACAAUGACAAAUAUAUGUCAAAAUUGGUGAAUUGUAAACAGAUUUUUAUCCCUAUGAAUGACAAUGAUAGUCACUGGUACUUAUGUGUUGUUGAAUUAAGACCAAAUAAAUGUAUAUAUAUAUUGGACUCUUUGCCAAGCACAACUAAGCAAGACAUUCGAACAAAAGACGUGAAAACUGUGGUAACAGGCUUUGAUAAGUUAUUGAGUUAUUUGGAGAAAGACAAAUAUACUGAUAGUAUAACCAAAUUUGCAUUGAAGUCACCCGCCUCAAAUCCUAGACAAAAUAAUGGGUAUGAUUGUGGCAUGUAUGUUAUUAAACACAUAUGUACAAAUAUUUUCAACUCCCAUUUGCCCUUUCUGGAGGGCGAGUCGGAACGUUUUCGAUAUAAGUUGGCAUCAAAUCUAGUGCUUUCAAAGGAUAAUGAACAACGUUCCAAUAUUAUUGGAAGGGCUAAAAAAAUUCCACUGAAGGAUUACUUUCUGUCACUCAAAUGACAGUGAUUUGUAUAAAAGAAUGAAUGGGAGACUGAAAUUUUACCUUUUAUGAUCACAAAUGUAUGUGUUCUGCGCAUGCAUUCUGCUUCAGUCUUGAGGCACUCAUUCUUUUUAAAGUCGCGUUGUUGAAAAUUUGAUUUGUGACAAGAAUUGGAAAAUAAAUUUGUAGGAUACAACCAAUUAUGCAAGAUAUAUAUCCUUCUCCUCCUCUCCCUCUCUGCAUCUCUCGUUUGUAAUCUAUUCACUGGAUGUGGAGUAGAAUUUGAUGAUAACAGUUC
Messenger RNA from Quercus lobata, 3272 nucleotides. Its product is annotated as zinc finger BED domain-containing protein RICESLEEPER 1-like. Gene Ontology annotation, biological process: proteolysis. The coding region runs from base 106 to 2994 and encodes 962 amino acids. NCBI's taxonomy places the organism in Eukaryota, Viridiplantae, Streptophyta, Magnoliopsida, Fagales, Fagaceae. Gene Ontology annotation, molecular function: cysteine-type peptidase activity; protein dimerization activity; DNA binding. The transcript has 13 exons. The record is from RefSeq and is a predicted model, not a curated record.